CAGAGGGUCACUGAAGAGGAUGCUCCCUCAGACGGAAACACACCUGCAGAGAAAGCUGCUAAGCAGGCAUAUGAACUGAAUGAUGCUAAGGAGCAGGCCCUCAUCGCUUCUUCUGAGUGGAUCAUGAGGACGCCACCUGCACAUCUGGCUCUGCUGCUGCAUCUGAUGGGGAGCUUCAUAAGAGACCCUCAGGUCUCCUGUAUCACAGAGAUCCCGCUUGACAUGGCCCCAAACUCCUUCGACGACCAAUAUUGGGGGUGUGCAGAUAACGCCAGCCUGGAAGACCCCGUCCACACUGACUUUGCCAGCAAUGCAAACUACGCCAAGAUCUGGGAAGCGUCAAAGUCCAAAUGGUAUGGCAUGGACCAUUCCUCUUUUCCCAGCAACCUUAAGCCAGUGUAUGGCAUUGCAGUCUUGACUUACACUGAUAACGAGGUGUACAAAGCUUUCAAUGAAGCUGUAAGAGAAGGUGGUCAAUCUCAACAGUAUUACCAGCGCAAUUUCACCUUCAAGAGCUUUCACUUUCUCCUAACCAGAGCCCUUCAGGUCCUGAAGAAGACCACUAAGCCCGAGUGCUACACAGUGUAUCGUGGGGUAAGCGGCAUCCGCUUCACCGUCUCCAAGUCCCAAAAGAUUGUCCGUUUGGGGCAAUUUUCCUCCGCAUCACUGAGCCGGGAAAUUGCCUUGUCAUUUGGAAAAGACAUGUUCUUCACCAUCUACACCUGCCUUGGGGUCUCCAUUGAGAAAUUAUCCUUGCGUCCUCACCAGAAGGAGGUUCUGGUCCCACCCUAUGAGACGUUCACUGUCAUCAAUUCCACAGAAAACUUCAUUGCACUCCACCACAAGGGAAGUCUCAGCAACUUCAACUGUGGAUCUGCUGCAGGUCUGAGCCGGUUCUCUGCUACCCUCCCAACGCCUCUCCUGGUCGGGGGAUUUCUUCUCCUUGCUGGGGCUCUCGGGUCACCCGGUGUCUUCUGACUGCAGCAUCAAAAUCAAAAGUCUCUGCAUCCAUUACAGAACCACCUAAUGGGAAAGAAUCAGGGUGUGUGUGUGUGUGUGUGUGUGAACAUGGAAAUCAAGGGGAAGGGCAGUAUCUACUACUCCUGCUA
This is a messenger RNA of Hemicordylus capensis (graceful crag lizard), 1109 nucleotides long. RefSeq names its product erythroblast NAD(P)(+)--arginine ADP-ribosyltransferase-like. The transcript has 4 exons. Lineage: Eukaryota; Metazoa; Chordata; Lepidosauria; Squamata; Cordylidae. The coding region runs from base 124 to 978 and encodes 284 amino acids. The record is from RefSeq and is a predicted model, not a curated record. Gene Ontology annotation, molecular function: NAD+ poly-ADP-ribosyltransferase activity; NAD+-protein-arginine ADP-ribosyltransferase activity.